CCCUUCUUCCCAAUUACAACCCUACUCCUGAAACGAAAUGGCUCCCCAAAUAUUCACCAGCCUCACCGCACGCGACGCCACGGAUGAUGACUCGAGUGUGAACCCAACCAUCAUCGCAGGCAUCGUCCUCGCCGCUGUGAUUGCGGCCGGUGCUGCUAUAUGGCUCGCUAUCCGGUGGUACAGGAAGCGCGCGACGACCAAGCGCAACGCCCGCCGCUCGUCUGCUUUCGCCAACUUCAAAGGCUUUGACAACGCGAGCGAGAAGUCCCCGCUUCCCAGCGCGGGCUCUGAUCUACUCGUGAAGGGCACGUUCUCGCGCGACCAGAUGAAUUCCAACAUCAUCAUGCCCGAGCGCGCCGUUCUCCGCCCUGGCGCGACGCGCGAAGAGAUCCUGGAACACUACACCUCCCAAGGCAACCUCCCUCGUCCCUUCGCGCCAUUCCAACCGCAGCCGCAAGUUUACCUUCGACGACCCCCCUCCCCCGGCAAACUUCCUUCCGGCCGCCCCGCAUCCAACGCGUCGUGGAUCCCCCCUCUCACGCCGUUGGCUGGCGGCAGAAACUCGCACCGUAUGUCCGCCAUGUCAGCCGUGUCCUCCGUUUUCUCCACGUCGAGCGGUACGACGCAGAAGAAGGUCCGCCAGAUCUUCGAUCCCGUCCUCCCCGACGAACUGGUCAUCUCCCUCGGCGAGACCCUGACGCUCGUCCAGUCGUUCGACGACGGCUGGUGCAUCGCCGGACGCGACAGCAUCUUCAAGCCAGGCGAGGUCGAACUCGGCGCAGUGCCUGGAUGGUGUUUCGUCAAGCCCGUCAAGGGUCUCCGUGCCGAACGGCCCAUGCGCGUGUCCAGUCUUGGCGUCACCGUCGACUUGGACGCCGCCCCCACGAUGGGUCCCCGCGACAACGUCAUGUCGUGGUCCAACUUCUAA
Dichomitus squalens LYAD-421 SS1 is the source of this 928-nucleotide messenger RNA. RefSeq lists its product as uncharacterized. The transcript has 3 exons. The record is from RefSeq and is a predicted model, not a curated record. Lineage: Eukaryota; Fungi; Basidiomycota; Agaricomycetes; Polyporales; Polyporaceae. The coding region runs from base 38 to 928 and encodes 296 amino acids.